This is a messenger RNA of Medioppia subpectinata, 2097 nucleotides long. NCBI's taxonomy places the organism in Eukaryota, Metazoa, Arthropoda, Arachnida, Sarcoptiformes, Oppiidae. The record is from the annotation of a GenBank genome assembly.
UUGUGUUAAAGACCGGCAUUUGUGUCGAGAAUUGAAACAAAAAGAGAUCACGUUUUGAGACAAAACACAAUCACAUCUGCAAUGGUGUCCGACAUUAAGGAGGAUCUGAAGAUGACUUCAAUGAACAACUCUAUCAAUGGAAGUAAUGGCGACACUGGGAUUGUCGUCCGCCGCGGACUCAUCGACGGCAAAGCGGAUCUUCUCAAACAGAUCGGAUCCCUGUAUCUGAAUGAGAGCGCCAGCGAUAUCGGCCUCAAAGUGGAGGGACAGGUCCUUCCGGCCCACAAGUGUAUUGUCGCCACUCGUUCCCAAUACUUCUUCAAACAGAUCUACGGCUACUCUCCCGACGACAUGUCGGCCGGCGAUCAGCGCACCAGCGGUAAGCUCUCGAAGGCGGGAUCCACUCUCGAGAUGUUUGGCACCACCGCUAACGCCUUGAAACUGGUGCUGAAGUACUUGUAUUUCGGCGAACUCGUGGUGGAAGAGCUGUCGCUGGAUCUGGUGAUCGAUGUGCUCACACUAUCGCAUCGCUGCAAACUCUUUGAGAUCGUGACCGGCAUUUCUGAUUACCUCAAAGACAUUGUGGCCAUUGAUAACGUUUGGACCAUUUAUAGCGCGUCCAACCUCUUCGACGAGACGAACCCUUUGGCCGACUUCUGUCUCCGCUUUAUGGACCGCUCGGCUGUGAAGCUCUUGAAUCACGACUCGACGUACAACCAAACCAUCUCUAACUUCAAACUCCUGAUCACCAGAAGUCGCUUCGAGGCGCCAGAAGUGGAGAAAUUCAAAGCCGUCUAUCGAUGGAUAAACACGAAUCCGGAGAUCGACUCCAAAGAUCUGGUCUCGUGUGUGAAUCUGACGCGUUUGGGUCAGGAAGAGCUCUUACAAGUGGUCCGACCCACGCAUUUGGUGACCGACACCGAGAUUCUGGACGCUAUUCAGCCGAAGCGCAAACGCGUUUCGAUGGAGAUGUCGACCAAUACAGAGGCCGUCAAACUGGAGGCCAUUGAGUUUACGCCUAAGUUCACGAUUAAGACAAUGAAACACGAGUCGGACGGAAACGGCUAUUAUUAUAGCAUAGAGUUGACGGAAGCGUAUGAACUGAAUCACAUUAAACUCCGUUUGUCUGAACUGAUCACAGGAAAGGGCGAGUAUUCCUAUUAUAUCGAGGGCUCCGUCGACAACGAGAAGUGGACACGAAUUGUGGACUAUUCGAAGUACGUGUGCCGGUCGUGGCAGUCGGUCUACUUCGAGACCACGUCUCUCAAGUAUAUCAAAGUGAUCGGCACCCGAAUCGACGGCAAGACAAUCUCCGACAUCAUUAUCGACUCGUUUGACUGCAGUUUCGCACACAAUCCACCCAAGAGUGAGAAUGGAUUCCUUGUGGCCGCCGAAGACAUCGCUAAUCUUGAGUGCGGCACUAGAAUCAGAUAUCCAAUUAAUAGACACGACUUAUAUCUACUGCAUUCAACUCAACGCUACGCGUAUUUCAUUCCUGUCCGCAAUUUUGGUGACGAUCUCAAGAAGAAUGCGUUUAACAUACAGUUGGCUCAGCCCUAUCUCUUGGACUCAAUGGAGUUCAAUAUCUACCACAAAGAUAAGAACGAUUCGUACCGUUUCUAUGUGGAGGUGUCCGCCGAUGAGAAGAGUUGGGAACGAAUUGUCGAUAAGACCGAUACUCCCGGUAAAGGCCUUCAGGUUCUCAAGUUUGACAGAACUCCUGUCUCUUUCAUCCGAAUUGUGGGAACCGCUGGUGUGGGCAUUGGUUGCAGUAAGUUCUUGGGCUGCAGUGCUUUCAGAUGUCCCGCCAUUAGCGCUGCCGAAGACAAGUAGUCAUUGUUUGCAUUUUACAUUACUUUCGAUAAUAUUUUUAGUUUACUUUUUUAAUUCUCUUUUUUUGAUUGCCAAUCAAAAUGUCACUAUUUGUCUGUAUUUCUCAAUUACUUUUUGGCACAAUUAUAACCAAUCAAUGCAUGAAAGGUCUCUAAUAAGGGCCAAACUUAUCAUUUAAUCGACAUAAUGUCAGUCCAUUUAUUAUCUAAUCAUUUAAUAUUUUUAUUUUUGAUCACAAUUUGCUUUAUUUUAAUAAUGAUUGCA